Messenger RNA from Trichobilharzia regenti, 873 nucleotides. NCBI's taxonomy places the organism in Eukaryota, Metazoa, Platyhelminthes, Trematoda, Strigeidida, Schistosomatidae. The record is from the annotation of a GenBank genome assembly.
AUGAACGAAAAUCAAGUUGUUAUUUGUGCGCCCAGUUCGUGUACAACUGCUUCAAACCCAAAUUGCGGUCCAUCAUUUGAGGCAUCUAUUUGCCAUUCAGGUAUUUCAUCAGUUGCUGUUCCGAUUGCAUCUGGUUUCUCCUCAAGUGUUUUAUGUUCUUCUGCUGUAUCUAACGCUUCAAAUGCCUCGUCCGUCUUAUCAGCUUCUUCCUUGGGAUCCUUGCAAGGUUCUACUAACAACUUGAAUUUUGGUUUAUCCUCAUCUAGUCAAAAUAAUCCAAUAAUUUUACCAUCAUCUUCAUCGUCAUUGCUAGUUAAUCCUUCAAAUAAUGCAGCUCCUGGGAUUCGGUCGAUUCCUGCAAUUACUAGUACGUCUCUCGUUGUAAAUAACCUGGAGAAGUCAAGCUUGAAUAUUCCUAUGACAUGUCAGAAUGAGUUUCCAGGUGCGAACAUAACAAAUUCUAGCUUUCCGUAUGGGUCUGUCUUACCUUUGGAAUCAUCCGCAGUUUGUCAAAACCCUAGUUUUGUGAGUUUUCCAAACCAGAUAACCAGUAGUUCAAUGGAAAUAAUUCAUCCGACACAACAAAAUCUGUCGUCUUCCAUGUCGGUAUCGACAUCGAUUCCAUUACCUUUGCCACCUAGCAUCUUAAAUUGCAAUCCGUCGCAUUCAGAAAAUGUAAUGAGUUUUGAUUCAGAUUCCAGUGCUCGUUCACUUCCAAAUCCGACAUUACCACCUUACUUUCCUUUGAAUUUGAUGCCUAUCAGUGCUAAUGGUGACUUCCCCACGUCACAGAUAAAUUUCCCGGGAUUACCACCUGUCUUGCUUCAGGUUCUGCCACUACCUGGUGUUAAAAUGGGGAGAACUACACAAUAA